Messenger RNA from Funneliformis mosseae, 2133 nucleotides. Lineage: Eukaryota; Fungi; Glomeromycota; Glomeromycetes; Glomerales; Glomeraceae. The record is from the annotation of a GenBank genome assembly.
AUGACGGAACAAAAUGAUGUUCCGGAGGAUCAACCGCAAGAAGAAUGUUCAUUAAAUAAGGAUAUAGCAUUAGAAAUAUCUCCAGUUGCUCCAUUAAACUAUUCAAAAAAGUUGCAAAUCGGUGAUACAAAAUUAUUGGUUGUUGACAAAGAGGAUGAUAUUAUAAGCGGGGAAGCUCUUAGUUGUUGUGUACUCGGUAGUCCAAAACAUGUAGCAGCAUUGAAGGCAAAAAUUGAAGAAUUGAAUGCACAUUCCGAACAAUUGGAGCAAGAACGCAGAGAAGCUUUAUCACAUUCCGAAUCCGUAUCAAAACAACUUGAUCAACUUGUAAAAGAAUUAUCACAACUAGGUCAUGACAAUAAUCAAAAAAAUAAUGAACAAACAAUUCAUGCCACGUUUCGUACAUUUGGUACAUUACAAAAGCUUGAAAUAAUAGCAGAUGAAGAAGAUUCAGCUGAAGAAUAUCAUAAACAUGAUAGAUUAAUGAGAAAACCUAGAGUUAGACAAUAUUUUCAUGCUGGCACUUUACAUAGAGAAGCUGAAGAAAGAAGAGUGAAUUUUACAGAAUUAUUUUGGGAUUUGAUUUUCGUAGCCGUGAUUGGAAAUUUAGGUCAUGUUUUGGUCGAAGAUGUUUCUCUCGUUAAUAUUGAGAGAUUUAUUUUAACAUUUUAUCCUAUUUGGAGAAUAUGGUAUGAUAUGACCCUUUAUUUGAAUAUGUAUAGCUCAGAUGAUUUACUUGAGAAAUUUCUCUUGUUUUUUGAAAUGGUACUUGUAAUUACUAUGGGAUCACACGCGUCAGAUUUAUUCGGUGAAACCACACAUAUUUUUCUCAUUUCGUUCGUAAUUGCACGAAUGACGUUCAUGUUUUUGAAUUUGUUACAUGCGACAUGGAUCCCGUUAUUUCGUAUACCGUUUAUAAAUACUGCAUGGGGAAUCUUCAUUCCAUGUAUUCUUUGGAUUAUAGCAAUAUUCUUUCCUAGAAAUAGGAUCGCAGUAAUGUGGGCUGCAUUCGUAUUUGAGAAUCUAUGGUCUGGCGGCAUUUUAUUCUUGAAUCGAUAUGCAAGUAAAGUAUUUAAUCGAAAUAAGACUGCACGAGAAGAAUUUGAAACAACCGAUAAUUCGACAGCUACUUUGGAGAGUACUUUAGUUAACGAUUCCUCACCCACCUCAUCCACCUCACCCACUUCAACUUCUCCAAAAAAGCAUGCGCCAAAUAAAAAAAUGAAGACUCGUGGUACCGAAUAUCAAUGGAAAUGGAAGGAUUUAUUACCAAUAUUCAGAAUUUCAGAAUAUAAACCCGCAUUAAAUAUAGAACAUUAUAGUGAAAGAUUAGGAUUAUUUACUAUUAUAGCUUUAGGUGAAGGGAUUAUAGGAAUCUUAUAUACUAGUCUCAAUCCGUCGCCUGAUGGUCAGCUCGUCAAGGCAAUAUUAGGAUUAUUAACUGCGUAUAACUUGCAUUGGAUAUAUUUCGAUGUGGAUGCUAGUAGACAAUUUCAACAUGCCGUAAGAAGACACGCUUUUACUGGGAUAUUAUUUGCAUCGAUACAUUUUCCCAUGAAUAUGGCGUUGAUUGCAUUUGGUACGUCACUAGGUAAAAUGGUGCAACUUCGUGAUUUUCCUGGUUCUCAAUAUAUACCGGUAGAAGACAGUGUGGCUCAUUUAGAAUCAAGAGCGACUCCUGAUGCUGCAACUACGGAUGACGCAGGAUUUACUUCAUCAUUACGUUGGUUGUACUGUGUUUCAUUGGCGAUUUCAUUAUAUUGUAUGGCUUUUAUUGGAAUGUUACACAAAGGAUUAGAUGAUGCUAAUUACCUAAGAAUUCGAAAGUCUUAUCGAAUUUCAUUAAGGUUCAUAAUUGGAACGAUUUACGUAUUAUUACCAUUAAGUAAAAUUAAUUCAUUAAAUUUGAUCAUUAUAACUUCAAUGCUUUCAUUAUUGUUGGUUAUCGUUGAAAUUUAUGGUAGAUUAAGAAAAGGGUUGCCGUUAUUUGGUAAUUGUGAUGAUGAUGUUUUACUAGAUUCUCAUAAUAAGAAAUAUGUCAGGUGGAGAUGGGGAAAUAAAAAUUUAAACAAGAGAACUUGGAGUACCGGAGUUUUAAGAAAAAGGAACGAAAGCAAAAAUAACGAGAAUUAG